This is a messenger RNA of Mesocestoides corti, 1239 nucleotides long. Lineage: Eukaryota; Metazoa; Platyhelminthes; Cestoda; Cyclophyllidea; Mesocestoididae. The record is from the annotation of a GenBank genome assembly.
AUGUCACAGCGCGUGAAGGCGAAACUCAGGGAAAAAGCCAGAUCUUUCCAGGUCUGUGCAUGCAGUCUUGAAAAUUCCAUCGUUCGAGAGGCUCUCGGAACACGUGCUGUUUUGGUAGCCAUUGGUAUCCAUGGCCUCUUGAUGCAAAAGCUGGCCUGGAAUGAUGCUCUUGGCUCGCCCUGCAACGUUUUUUACCGGUACAUGACGAAGAAGACAAAUCUGCGGGGUUUAUGUCUUUCUUGGGUAUUCCAACUUGUUGGAGCCUUUGCGUCCCUCUAUCUCUCUUACGCCUGGUGGGGACUACGCCUGACCACUCAUCACGCCUCUCUCCUCAACCAGAAGGCCAUCAUCCUAGAAGCUCUUCAACGAGAAGGCGAAGGAGGCCCUUUUAGUAGGGGCUCCGGAAUAGCGCUUGAAGAACUCGGUGACCUACACGUGCCUGUCAUCGUAGGCGGGUUGAUUGAAGCCGGGGCUGCCUUCGUUGAUGUUGUUCUCUACACCGCACUGACAGCGUAUGUAGCUUUUCGGAAAAGCAAGAGCAGCGCCGAACCACCUGAACAGUGGUUCUUCCACGAAACUGUCGCCUUUUCUAUUCGACAGGCGACGGCCCUCUACAUCAUCUAUCUGUCCGUCUUGCGCCUCCCUAACGGCCUCCCUUGUUACAGAGUUUGCGCCAUACACUUUCUGCAUUUUCCCUUUCCAGGUCUUCCUCUCACUGGUGCCUACCUGAACGGUGUGAACGCAGUGGUCCAGACCUGGGGCCUCGGCAGGGCUCGCCAUCCCCUGGUUCACCUUUUUGUGUACUGGGUUAGCCCACUGGUGGGUAUUUGGACGGGCUUACACCUGGUCAAUUCCAUUAACCUCGAUCUGCAUUUGUGGAACCCCCUGCUCCGCACCCCUCUGGCGUCCGGAGCCGUUCUCCCUGUGGAGGCAGACGCACUCACAACGCCAGGUGGUGAAACCCCUCCCUCCCACGAGUCCCCGUCUACGUCUUCCCCCGUACCUAGUGGCAGUCUUCAACCAGCUGCUGCCUCCGAAUCUCCGAGUAUCGUUCGGUCUCGGUCGCUGGUAAGUUCUCGAUGCGCCACUUUCCUCCGUGUAAACGCAUGUAGUGCAGUCAAAGGGUGCUGGCCAGUUAACCUUGGGUGUCUGCGGGGUACAUUGAAACACCACAAUGUAUUUCAACUGUUGGUAGUGAAAUAUCACGCCGAUUACAUGUACACGUGUGUUACCGCGUGA